GUUACAACCGAUGAUUACAUUGCUGGGCAUUGCGCGCUUAGAUCCGUGACAGAGAUCCCCUGAAACUCUUGUAUAAAUACCGACAAGCAUGGUGAAACUUUAACACGGUUGCCACGUAAGUCUUCCAGGACUCUUCAAACAUGUAAGUAAUAAAGUGGCUUUUUUAAAUCUCAUAUGUAUAUAUAUAUAUAUAUAUAUAUAUAUAUCUUUUAUUUAUUUAUUUUUUAGGGGGGGGGGUUACAAUAUUUUCCAAGUGAGGAGAAAAGGAGGAGUGGGGGGGUGUUUGGUCGGUGAGAUGGUCAGUCAUUUCAUAUAUAUAUAUAUAUAUAUAUAUAUAUAUAAAAAAAAAAAAAAAUUCAUAAAAAAAGAACCAAAAAAAAGACCAAACAAAAUCAAAAACAUUUUAAAAAAAAAAAAAAAAAAAAACAAAAAAAAAUUGCAAUCUAACAUUUGAAUAAAUUAGUAACAGAGUGGGGAAAUGAGAUCCAAAUAUUUUCUCAAAAUAUAUUUAAAUAAACAGUAAACAUUGAAUGUCUUGAGGAACUUAUUCUUUUUUUCUAUCUCGAUAUUCACCAGAAAUCGUCGAAAUGACUCUCAGCCUAUUUUACAUCCUCUGCCUGGCCCCAUUGGCCACACUGGCCUUUGUGAAUCCGGGUAAGAAAAACCUCUUCUUGGGUUUGCUGUUUUGUUGUAGGAACCGGUCAUCGGUUUGAGAAAACCGGUUUUACAAUGCAAUCUCAACAUAUUCCGCAUAUCAAGGCCAUAUUUUAACACAUUUUGGUAAUUCGUUUGUAGAAGUUGAAAGUCUCUUUUUUUUGUGUUGUUUUUGGUUUGUUUUAGAACACACGAAGCGGAUCUAUUCUCUAGACGCUUUUGAUACCACGGUUUGGUACCCAGAACCUACGCCUACUACCCCCCCCCCACCCCACCCCCAAUACACACACCAACAAACCACAAUCCCGUAAAGUGUGCGAUGAUAUGUAUUUGAUGCCAGCAGAGCAUAUUCCGGAGAGCCUAUUCAAUUAUCACGUAGCAUAACUAGCAGAGGCGUAGCGAGGGGGUGGCAGGGGGGGGACAGAUGUCCCCGGGCGCAAGCUAGUUAGGGGCGCCAAAAUGUGCGUUGAUAUUAUAUUAUUGGUAAAAUUAAUGGGUUUGAGAGUUGAAAAAAAGAAAAAAGGGGCGCUUUAAUAUGGAUCUUGUCCCCGGGCGCGAAUCUUGUCCUCGGGCGCCAAACACCCUCGCUACGCCUCUGAUAACUAGGCGACACAGUGGCUGUCGAAAACACUGCCACUCAAACACCGGAUCUGCUCUACAAGACUUUGAAUGUAAACAAGAAUCUCAAUGAGCACACAUUUUACUUGUUAAUUCCGACAAAGUAUUUUUAUUUAGUUAAUGCAUCUACUUCCAUUCAAUUCACUAUAGCUAAAUAAUCCCAACCACAUGGUUUAUUCAAGGGGGGGGGGGUCCGGCAAACUAAGGCUCGCGGGUAGGUCUUGGCAUUACCUAUACUUGCGUGAGAAGACAUUUUUGAAAAUGAAAUAUGUAAUGUUUGAUGAUUAAUUGAUUGCUUGCAUGGCGCUUGUCUCCAUGCUGUUCUAGCGUGCUCAAACUCAAAGCGCUCUGCUGUCAUCCCGUGUAUAGCCCCAGAGCAGCCUUUACAUGAUCAGCACUUGUCAACAAUUUUGAUGACAGUGCUGACUUUGGGCCUCAAACAAAACGUCAUUUUGUCAGAAAAAGAACCAGUUUCGUGGUUCUCGUUCUCACUGAUGUGAAAAAAAAGAUGAUGUACACUGCAAUUUAAAGUUGCUGUUUUUUCAUGUACUAUUUUUUAAAAAAAUGUAUAUGGAAUCUCAUUAAAAUUAUUGUACUCUGAUUAUAUCAUCAUGACACCAAUUUCUAAAUCCACUUUUCCUUUAGACAAGAAGAAAAAAAAUGUGUCUGACGUGUUUGAAAUAUACGGUACCCUUUUUUCUUUUUAAAAUAAAAAGAAAAAUUGAUCUGAUUCUGAUACUCAAAUCGUGAUCUCAAACAAACCGUCUGCCCGCGCACUCCACCCCCCCCACCCCACCCCCCGCGCUACUUACCGACUCUUGUCCAAAAAAAAAACCAAGUUUGCGCACCUCUGGUGUAAGAGAUGCAUACCUUGUUAAUUUUUUCCACAGCGAUCUACACCUUGUGGAUGAAAGUGCGUUCAUGUAAGGGUGGCGACAUUGUGACAAUAGAUUCCGACUUGUCAUCGUGGUAUAGCGACAGAAAGGGUAAACUCCUACUAUUUAUUCCUUACAGCACAACCUUCCUUACGCUUCCCACCAGUCUGUGUCAAGGACUUCUGCAGCGACAGACCCGACGGCAACUACCGUCACUGCCACCCACAGCAAUGCGUAGAGGGCGUCUACGUCAGCUGCUCUAACGGAAUCGCCUAUGUCAUGCAAGUGUUCAGUUUACGACAUAGCCCUUUUUUUGGGGGUAAAUGUUGAGAUUGAUACCCGGGGUUUCCCAUCAUGUCCGCCAUCUCAGUUGAGAAGUCACGUGAAGUGUCAACCAAGAUGGCGGCCAAAACGUAGUGCAAAAAACGUGUUAUGAAACGACCCCCUCCCCAGACCCUUCCCCCACUGUAAAUACCAAAAUCAGAAACAAAUAAAUUAUCUGGGGAGGGGUCACCCCUCCCCAGAACCCCUCCCCAAAAUCUUGAUUCGUAUAGAAAUAUUGAUGACUUGAAAAUCAUGCGGAUCUAGAAAGGUGUGAUUAAAUAUUAAGUCACUGUCUUAUUGUGGUCCGGUGUCCGGCGGUAAGUUCAAAGUACCCAAAAUCUUGAUUCGUAAAAUAACGAAUUAUUAUCAUUUAAAAAUUUCAUUGUUUUGUGUUGCUUUUAAAAUCGUUCAUUACCAUGCAUUUCUGAACCUAACCCAAAGCCUAAGGCCACAAGUAAGCAGCAACGGUUAGCAGCCGUAAAAGAAAAACACAUGGAAUUUGAAAAUGAACACAAAAAUAAUUAUAAAACCAAGAAAUAAUGAAAACCCAACUUACAGUUGUAUGAAAUACACACUUUUAGUCCACUUUUACACACUUUAUUACAGGUUCCAAAUAAAAAAAAAUAUGCACAAAUAAUAGGAGCCCCACUAGGCCAACAUGUUGAAAAGAUGGUAGCAGCACAACUGCCGGCACUAGGCCAACCAAUGAUAAUUUAAAAUUAUAAAUAAUCAACCAAUUAAAAUUCCUAUCAUCAUCACUUCCGCCAAUUAUAAAAUGAAUAAAGGGGAAUAACUCAUGCACAAAUAUUUAUUAAACACGCAAAUGACGUCAUGGGUAUUAGUCUCAACAAUAGCCUUCUUGGUAAUUGGUAAAAUCGUUUUCAGUUUUCGCGGUUUGGCCCCCCCCCCCUUUCCCAACCCCCUUUAUUUUUGUAGAGUGCUGUAUAUCGGGCACUAUGUAUUACAAUUACAGUCGAACACAAUGUACCAUAAGCAUCUACGAAGAUGGUUUUAAAAAAAAAAAACGAAUUAAAAGCGUUUUCUCCGGUUAAUAUUCAUCAUUUAAUGACCAUGUGAUUGAUCCCAGUUGACUAUAUCAACUUGAUAUGACCUACGUCUCAACGGGGACGAAGUUAGAUUAAGUUCAGACCGGCUACGCCAUGUUCGUGAGUUGACCGAUUUUUCAAAAAAAAAAAGUUAUUUUAAAAAAUUUAAUAUUUGCAUUAAAAUGCAUUCUUUAAAUUUAAAUACACGUUUAAUUAAGAGAUUCUGAUCGUGGAACAGAUUUUUUAAAACUUGUUUUGUGUGUGUGUGGGGGGGGGGGUAUUAUAGAGGGAGAUUGGUGCAUUCCUCCAUAAUCAAGAAUUCGUACCCUCUGUUAAAAGGAGUGCUCCGAGACAGCCGUUUCGUCCCAGCCACAGUCACAUUAGUGUUGACGGUAGCGAGUUUUUUUUUCUCUAAGGGCGAUAGUCUACACCCCUAUGUGUAAUGAGGGAAGGCAAUGGGGGUAUUUCAUGAAGCCACUCCAAGCACUCAGAAAUUCAAGUACAGUGGCCGCCCACCGUUUGAACUGCUGCUAUGUUGAGAGUGCUUUGGAAUCAUUAAAAACAUGUGGUUUUUUUAUUUGUUUGAAUCUCUCUCCCAGGACGUGUCCAGGAUGGCUGUAUUUUCACGAAGACACCAACCAGUGUAACUACACCCCAGACUGCCCCGAGUUUUGGUUCCCAGACACGAAGUACGUAUUUCUUGCACUAUGUCAAUGAGGAAAAAACAACACCACCACCACAUCUUAUGUGUCACUGCGAAAUUUACUAUAACAGAUUGCAGACGACAUUAAGCUUUAUUAAUACUAUGGGAUUACAAACACACAAAUAAAUGUUUACUCUUGUUAACUUACAUACGUUCCAACCAUUUGUUGUUUGCAGGCAAAGCGUGCCUCCAGUUCAGCCACAGCCCGCUCCUGCAGCUCAGCAGCAGUAGAGAACCCAUGGAAAGUUCAAGGACACCACCAUUUUUCAUUUGUAAUGUAGUUCCAUUUUUUUUAUUGCGGUACACACGAAACAAAAACUUUUUUUCUUUUUUUUUAAUAAUAAAAAUCGCAGUUACAAUUUUCUUGAAAAUUCUGAAAUGUUAAACUAAUUUCAAAUCCUCUAAUAUGGGUUCAUUCGAUUAAAGCUUUUCGAAAGA
Messenger RNA from Lymnaea stagnalis (great pond snail), 4658 nucleotides. NCBI's taxonomy places the organism in Eukaryota, Metazoa, Mollusca, Gastropoda, Lymnaeidae. The record is from the annotation of a GenBank genome assembly.